Messenger RNA from Geosmithia morbida, 1578 nucleotides. RefSeq names its product MFS transporter. Gene Ontology annotation, molecular function: transmembrane transporter activity. Gene Ontology annotation, cellular component: membrane. The transcript is spliced from 4 exons. The coding region runs from base 1 to 1578 and encodes 525 amino acids. The record is from RefSeq and is a predicted model, not a curated record. Lineage: Eukaryota; Fungi; Ascomycota; Sordariomycetes; Hypocreales; Bionectriaceae. Gene Ontology annotation, biological process: transmembrane transport.
AUGUCGAACCAGAACUCGGACGAGAAGCCAGGAAUAGAUACGGUUGAGUCCGUCAACAACAAUCUUCUAGACACCGAGAAGGGGUCAACUGCGCGAAUCAUAGACGACAUCCGCGUCAUUGGCCUGACUGAGGAUGAGGCCGAGUUUUACGCGAGUUUCUCUCCUCAGAGAAGAAAGAAUGUCACAAAAAAGAUAGACCGGCGAUUAGUGCCAAUAUUGGCCAUUCUUUAUCUCAUCUCGCACAUUGACCGAGCCAACAUCGGCAAUGCCAAAAUCGAAGGUCUAAACACUGAUCUCGGCCUCAAUGGUCUGCAAUGGAACAUUGUUCUCUCUUUGUUCUUUGUUCCAUACGUCCUUCUUGAGGUCCCGUCCAACAUUCUCCUCAAGAAGUUCAGCCGCCCCUCUCGGUACCUUGGGACACUUGUCAUGAUAUGGGGCAUCAUAAUGACCCUACAUGGAGUCGUCCAGAACUUUGGAGGUCUCUUGGCUGUACGACUGCUUCUUGGCACCUUUGAAGCAGGCUUCUUCCCGGGCGCUGUAUAUCUCUGCACCUUUUGGUAUAUGCCACGAGACUUAUCACAGAGAAUAUCAUGGUUCUAUUGCACGAGUGCCCUGUCUGGAGCAUUCUCUGGCCUUCUUGCCGCUGCCAUAGCCAAGAUGGACGGUGUUGGGGGAUACGAGGGCUGGAGGUGGAUCUUUCUCCUGGAGGGGAUCGCGACGGUGUUUUUGGGCGUCGCAACAUUUCUCUUUCUCAUUGACAGCCCCGCUCUGAGCACAAAGUGGCUUGAUGCCGACGAGAUUCGCUUCCUGGAGCUGCAGUUGUGCAUAAAGCAAGGUGGCCGUCAGGUGUCAGGUGAAACAGUGAGCAAGUUUCGAUGGGACGAUCUCUGGGCCGUCCUAGGCAAUUGGCGCAUCUAUCUUCAGAUUUGCAUACUUUUGUGUAACUCUGCCUGCAGCUAUGGUACCAAAUUUACUCUCCCCUCGAUAGCCGAAGCCAUGGGUUUCCAAAACACCGACGCUCAGCUGAUGACUGCCCCGCCAUACAUCUGUGGUGCCAUCUCAACUCUCAUAUUCUCCAGGCUAUCAGACCGCUUCUAUUGGAGAAUGCCCUUUAUUUUCAUCCCCCUGCUCUUCAUUGCUGUGGGAUACAGUAUUCUCAUUGGGCUCAAGGGGGACCUCGAAGGGCAACUUGGGGCUUCAUAUACUGCCGUCAUCCUCACGUGCAUUGGGAUAUUUCCCCUCCAACCCAUUGGCUCCUCCUGGAAUGCCAAUAACAUUGCGCCCACCUCUCGCCGGGCUAUUGGUGUUGCCUUCAACAUCGCUUCCGGAAACAUUGGAGGCAUCAUUGGGAGUUACAUCUACCUUGACAGAGAGAGCCCCUACUACUGGACUGGAUUUGGUGUCAGUCUGGGUAUUAGUGUGCUGGCCCUUGUGGCUUCUGUGGUUCUCGAGCUCAGCUACAAGACCAGCAACGAUCGCAAGGCUAAUCUCACAGAAGAAGACGUCCGUUCCAAGUACUCGGAGGAGGACCUUCUGCGGUUGGGAGAUAAGAGUCCCCUGUUCAAGUACAUAUUGUAA